Molecule: messenger RNA, 2097 nt
Organism: Neltuma alba
Lineage: Eukaryota; Viridiplantae; Streptophyta; Magnoliopsida; Fabales; Fabaceae
Product: disease resistance protein RPP2A-like
Exons: 4
Coding region: 1-2097 (698 amino acids)
Biological process (GO): defense response
Molecular function (GO): protein binding; ADP binding
Source: RefSeq, a predicted model, not a curated record
AUGAACCCAAAUGAAGCCCUUCAACUCUUUUGUCAGAAAGCAUUUGGAAGAAGUGAGCCUCAGGAGGAUCUGUUGGAGCUGUCUAAAAUUGUUUGUGAUUAUGCAGGAGGCCUUCCUUUAGCUCUCUCUAUUUUGGGCUCCUUUUUCCAUGGAAGAAGUACUGUGCAAUGGGAAGAUGCUUUAGACAUGUUGAAGAAAGAACCACCUAAAGAUAUUUUUAGGACACUUAAAAUAAGUUUUGACGCAUUAACCGAUACAGAACAAACAAUAUUUUUAGAUAUUGCUUGCUUCUUCAAUGGUUGGAGCAAAAACAAAAUAACAAAAAUAUUGGAAAGUUAUGGUUUUAAUGCAAAAAUUGGAAUAACAACUCUCCAGGAAAAGUCUAUGCUAAAGAACUAUGACAAUAUUUUAGUGAUGCAUGAUUUGGUGGAACAAAUGGGUAGGAAAAUUGUUGUGGAUAAGUCUUCUAAUUAUAUUGGAAAUCGUAGUAGAUUGUGGACUAAUGAAGACAUUGAUAAAGUUAUGGAAAACAAUUUGUGCUCAAAGAAUUUGAAGAUUUUGGACUUGCGUUACUCCAAAAACUUGAUUGAAACUCCUGAUUUUUUGGAACUUCCAAACCUGGAAAGAUUGGAACUUGAAGGUUGUGAAAAACUUGUUGACCUUCAUAUUUCAAUUGGACAACUCAAAAAGCUUCAAGCAUUGAAUUUGAAAGGUUGCAAAAAUCUUAGAGCCCGUUGUCCAAAAAAAUUGGAAAUGACUGCUCUUAAAGAACUUGUUUUUUGUGGAUGUAUUCAAGUAAAAUUUCUCCCAGAGUUUGGAGAGAGUAUGAAAAAUCUAGAAACAAUUGAUGUUGGAGAGACAAAUAUAGUCAGACUUCCUGAGUCACUUGGCUUAUUGAUUGGUCUUAAGACUUUGAAAUUAAGGGGCUGUAAAAAUCUUGUUUGUCUUCCUCAGAGCAUCCACAAUUUGAAACGCCUUGUAGUUAUUGAUAUAUCUGGCUGCUCAAAGUUUUCUAGAUUGCCAGAAAAGUUGAAUGAAAUUGAAGGCUUGGAGGAGCUCAACGCAAGUGAAACCGAUAUAACAGAAAUACCUCCUUCCAUUGGUGGUUUAGAGAAACUCAAGAAAUUGUCAGUCCAUGGGUGCAAAAGGUCGAUUUCAAACUAUUGGAGCAUGAUUCUUCUGUGGAAGCACAUGUUUUGGGGGCGUUCAGUUUAUAAGCGCUUAACAUUGCCUGCUUCAAUGUUCAAUCUUAAAUCACUGACAGAAUUAGAUUUAAGCUUCUACGGCAUUGAUGAUGGAUCCAUUCCGGAUGACUUGUCUGGCUUAUCAUCAUUGAAGAGAUUAGAUCUAAGUGGAAACAAUUUUAAGAAUCUACCUACCGGCUGCAUAUCUAAUCUUUUGAAUUUGAAUAGUGUGAUGUUGAAUUCUUGCUCGGAACUUCAGUUGUUGCCGCAGACUCCGCCAAGUUUAUGUUUCAUGGAAGCAGAAGAAUGUCCUUCAUUAGAAAUAGUGGGAGGCGAACAAUUGUCACAUCUCUUUGCAACAAUGGACCAGGGGGAAGAUACUUGGAUGAACGAAAAUCUCUCGGUGACUAUACCUGGAAGUGAAAUACCGUCAUGGUUUGAGAAUCAAGUUGAUCUUUGUACGGAUGAAGAGGGUAGGGCUUUCUUGUCCAUGGACAUACCUCCUUGGGAAGAAAUGGUGGGAAUUGGAUUAUGCACUCUGUUAGAAAGCAAGUUUUAUUCCACUGAACCCGACACAAGAGAACGGUGUUUCUUGUGGUGGCUUUGUGAUUGUUACGGAAAUUCCAGAACCACCAAGUAUUUAAGGGCGUUUGAUUGUGAUGGUGAGAAAAAAAGGAAGUCUCCUCACCUUUGGGUCGUGUUUUGGAAACAAAGAGAGGUAAACAGUGCUAUGAUGGAAUUAAGAGAGCGCAGUCAGAUUCCCUUCAUAUUCAAUGCUGGCUGCAAUGAUGCGAAAGUUACAAUAAGGUGUGGAUGGCGUGUCAUGCGCAAAGGUGAUUUCGAAAACAGCGGUUGCUCAACGAAUCAAAGUUUUAUUCCAAUAUUAGAACAACAAAUGGACCGAAGGAAAUGA